This is a messenger RNA of Gavia stellata (red-throated loon), 1636 nucleotides long. It is a transcript of the gene SH3BP2, whose product is annotated as SH3 domain binding protein 2. Gene Ontology annotation, molecular function: SH3 domain binding. The coding region runs from base 2 to 1621 and encodes 539 amino acids. Lineage: Eukaryota; Metazoa; Chordata; Aves; Gaviiformes; Gaviidae. The record is from RefSeq and is a predicted model, not a curated record. Gene Ontology annotation, biological process: signal transduction. The transcript is spliced from 12 exons.
AAUGAUGGCCUCGCAGGAGCAGGUCUGGCCAGUCCCCAUGAAGGCAAUUGGAGCACAAAACCUUUUGACAAUGCCUGGAGGAGUGACCAAAUCAGGGUAUCUUCAUAAAAAAGGAGGCACCCAGCUGCAGAUCUUGAAGUGGCCAUUGAGAUUCGUCAUUAUCCAUGAGGGAUGCAUUUACUAUUUUAAGAGCAGUACAUCUGCAUCUCCACAGGGUGCAUUUUCUUUGAAUGGUUAUAACAGGGUUAUGCGGGCAGCUGAGGAGACAACAUCAAGCAAUGUGUUUCCUUUCAAGUUAGUUCACAUUAGCAAGAAGCACAGGACGUGGUUUUUUUCGGCUUCUUCUGAAGAUGAAAGAAAGAAUUGGAUGUUAUCCCUGAGGAGGGAAAUUGAUCACUACCAUGAGAAGAAAGAAACAAUAACAGAAUUCAGUGACUCUGGUUCUGAUGCAGACAGUUUCUAUGGCUCAGUAGAACGUCCCAUUGAUAUCAAGUAUUCUCAUCAUUCAGCAGAUAAUGAAGAUUAUGACCAGGAGGAAGAGGAUGAGUCUUACUUGCAGCCUGAUACUUCUGUCAUAGUGAAAGAUGAUAUGGUCCUGCCCCCAGCCUACCCACCUCCACCAGUUCCUCAUGUCAGAAAAGCUGCCUACUCAGAAUCAAGGGCACAUUCCUUUGCUGGCAAAUCUACUGUGUCAGUACCACCACCGCCUCCUAAAAGAAGCUUACCUGAUAUCAAACUAGAGGAUCUCUUAAACAUGAGAGAACCCCAGUUACAGUGCCGAGCUGAACCUAAUCUAAAGAUUCAAUCCUCAAGCCGGAGACUAAGUGAACAGCUGCCCCCUGUACCCCCUCUACCUCCUUUCAAAAAGCCUGCAUGUGUUAAAGAAUCUUCCUCAUUGCCUCCGGAGCCUCUGCCUCUAGCUGAAGUUCUUGCUACUCCAGAAGGGUGCGAGAAGCUAAAAACCUUAAAUCUUUCACCGCGAACUCCUCCUCCACUACCAAGCAGUAAACCCAAGCUGUCACAGUUUACUGAAAAAACAGUAGAGCCCAAAGUGCCAAGAGAACAUGGUAAACCUGGACUGUUUGUGCCACCAGUGCUCCCAAAGCCACCUCUGCCAAGCCACCAGCCCCCUGGAAUCAAGCCUAGACCAGAGAAGUCUUCAUGUCCCCAGUUACAGAGAUCGCCACCAGAUGGACAGAGUUUUAGAAGCUUCUCAUUUGAAAAACCAGCACUACCCUCCAAGCCAAACCAACCUGAUGAUGAUUCUGAUGAUGACUAUGAAAAAGUUGGGCUGCCUGCUUCAAUAUUUCUUAAUACCUCCGAGUCCUUUGAAGUUGAAAGGACAUUUAAAGCUAGUAGCCCAUGGGGACAACCGCAAAAUGGAUUGUACUGUAUUAGGAACUCAUCUACUAAGCCUGGAAAGGUAUUGGUUGUAUGGGAUGGAUCUGCAGAAAAAGUAAGAAACUACAGAAUCUUUGAAAAGGAUUGCAAGUUUUACCUGGAUUCAGACAUCAUGUUUUUGAACAUGGGAAGUUUGGUUGAAUACUACAGCACUCAUGUCUUACCUAGUCAUGACAGCCUGAUUCUUCGGUGUCCUUAUGGUUAUUCUAAACCAAGGUGACAUGACUGGCAUAAU